AUGAAAAAGACCUCAUUUCAAGCAGAGAUUAGUAAAAGACAAACAAGAUGCAAAGUAUGCAAGAAAACUAUAGAUAUAGGGAUUAUAAGAAUUAAAAUCCACUCAUAUGAUCAUUUUGAUUAUUACCACUUCGAAUGUUAUACCCCAAAGAUCAAACAGUACAUUUCUAAAAGUGAUUUAGGGAUUAGAUUAGACCAAGAAAAUGCUAAAAUUCUAGAUGCAUGGCUUGAAAACUGGAAUAAAGAUUAUGUACCUCUAGAUAAAGCUUUCCAUGAGACUCCAACUUUUUCUAAACUUGUAGAAACAGCUCCUUCUAAAUACAGAAGAGCAUGGCUAGAAAUAUUUAAAUUCUUGAUGCAGUAUGAGAAAUAAAAUCGCUAUAGAAGACAAAUCCGAGUCGCUUAUUUUGUAGUAGGUAGGACCUAUCGCAAGGUUCUGAAUUCAAAUGCCUGUGUUGAAUUUUAGUAGUCCUUUAGGGCUUGUUCCUCCCUUAAGGUUUUCCUGUUCCUGCUUAGGCUUGACAGGUUUUGCUUGCCACAAAGUCUUUCCUUAUUAGGACAUACAGUGCGCUUUUCAGAGGGCGACUCUCUCAGGGAGUUGUAUUUAGUAGGUUGUUCAGAUCGGAAAUUUAAAAUAGGAGCCUUUCAUUUUUCCAUUUGUAAUCUAGGCGGCAAUGCAGACUAUCUUUGUGUAGCCAAAUCAAGGCGAAGACUAGUGGUUCAGCCGCUUAUGACCGGACACUUAAUAAUAUUAAUCUUGAUGCAGUAGAAUUGUUUAAGAUUUAUUCUCAUGUGAAUAAAGAAUUUUACCACAUUUCAUGGGACGAAGAAUUAUGGCAUUUUUACUGUGUAAGAGAUUAUACAAAUGCUGCACUGGAUGAUCAGAAAAAGAAUUAUAGAACUCAAUACAUAAUUCUUAGAAUGGAGUCAUGCUUUUGGUGCCAUGCACAUCAAUCUCAAGAAAGAUUCAAUAGGUGCCCAUUGAUAGGAAAGCCAAUAUGCGAAAAGUGCAAAAAACUUAAAAGAUUUGAGCAGCUGCAUGGUUGCAGGUCACAGUUUUCAUAGUGCAUUUCAUCGAAAAAAUAGGUCGAAAAUUGUUAAAUAGUGAACUUUUAGCUGAAAUUCCACGGUUUUUUAGGUAAAAUGUCUUACUAUUAAAAAUGCUUCGAACAAAUUUUCCCUUAGGAAGUGUCGCACUAUUAAAAAUACACGGUCAUUUGGCAUGAGUCCAGGUGCAUAAGUCACAAAUCGAAUCACGGUAUGGGAUAAAUCCGAAUCUUCUGCAGCUGAAAUUUGGUUUAGGCUAUUGAAAUAAAAAAGUUGUAUACAGGUAUAUGGUAGAAGAAGCUCUUGAAACUUUCAGAAACAGAAAUAAAGAAUUUCUGCUUGAAGAAAUGAAGAAAAUUAAUUUAGACCCUACUUUGGUUGAUUUUGUUGAAAAUAUCGAUAUAAAGACUGUUGAUAAGCCUUGAUCAGAGAUAUUACAAAGCUCAGGAAAUCUGUAUCUUCUGCCAAUUCAUGAGAUAAUUUAUAAUUAUAUACGAGACAGAAAAGCAGAAAAAAAACUCAUAAAUAAACUUAAAUCUACAUAA
Blepharisma stoltei is the source of this 1591-nucleotide messenger RNA. Lineage: Eukaryota; Ciliophora; Heterotrichea; Heterotrichida; Blepharismidae. The record is from the annotation of a GenBank genome assembly.